CUGGGUGUAUGGGUGUCAAUAUUUUUGUUAUGUUAAUGUUACUUUACAUAAUUAAAUCCGUUUAAUUUUUAAUUAGUUAUGGAAGUUAAAAGUGAAAUUAAGAAAGAGUUUACUGAAUGUGACCAAACAUCAAAAGGUCAUCUAUGGACAUCAGUAUCAGUAGAUCUCCAAAACUUGAAAAAUAAACCAAAGCAUAUUAUAAGUUAUAACUAGGUAGUACUUAGUACUUUAAUUAAAUCCGUUUAAUCAGUUAUGGAAGUUAAAAGUGAAAUUAAGAAAGAGUUUACUGAAUGUGACCAAACAUCAGAAGGUCAUCUAUGGACAUCAGUAUCAGUAGAUCUCCAAAACUUGAAAAUUGAACCAAAGCAAGAUCACCCAGGUGAGACAAGAAGUAAUGCAAUGGCAGUUAAAGUUGAAAAGAAAGAGUUUGCAGAAUAUGACCUUAAAGAUACAGAUCAUCAUCAUCUCUCCAUGUCAAUGGAUCUUCAAGACCUGAAGGAUGAACCAGAGGAAAAUCAACCAGGUCGCCUGCAGAAAAACAACAACAUUCGUUCAUCUCACAAUGAAGACGAUAUGUAUAGACAUUCUGGAAAAACAAUUGUCAAUAAAAAUAUAAAAAUCAAGAUUGGAAAAGGGUCUUACAAAUGUGAAAUUUGUUUCAAGCAGUUUUCUCAAACAAGUCUUUUGAACACACAUUUGAGAGUGCACACUGGAGAAAAACCUUAUAAGUGUGAUAUUUGCUUUAAACAAUUUACUCAAGCUGGUAGUUUGAAAUUACAUAUGCUGACUCACACUGGAGAAAAACCUCACAAAUGUGAAAUUUGUUUCAAGCAGUUUUCUCAAUCAAGUAAUUUGAACACACAUUUGAGAGUGCACACUGGAGAAAAAUCUUACAAGUGUGAUAUUUGCUUUAAACCGUUUGCUAAAGCGAGUUAUUUGAAACGACAUUUGAGGGUGCACUCUGGAGAAAAGCCUUAUAAGUGUGAAAUUUGUUUUAAACAAUUUAGCGCAAAAGGAACUUUGAAAAUACAUUUGAGAGUGCACACUGGAGAAAAAUCUUACAAGUGUGAAAUUUGUUCGAAACAGUUUACUGCGUCAAGUUCUUUGAAAAUACAUUUGAGAACUCACACAGGAGAAAAGCCUCAUAAGUGUGAAAUUUGUUUAAAGUGCUUUACUACUGGAAGUGAUUUGAAAAAACAUCUGAGAACACACACUGGCGAAAAGCCUUACAAGUGUGAUAUUUGCUUUAAACCGUUUACUCAAGCUGAGAAUUUGAAAUUACAUAUGAUGACUCACACUGGAGAAAAACCUCACAAGUGUGAAAUUUGUUCGAAACAGUUUACUUCUUUGAAAAUACAUUUGAGAACUCACACAGGAGAAAAGCCUUAUAAGUGUGAAAUUUGUUUAAAGCGCUUUACUACUGGAAGUGAUUUGAAAAAACAUCUGAAAACACACACUGGCGAAAAGCCUUACAAGUGUGAUAUUUGCUUUAAACCGUUUACUCGAGCUGAUAAUUUGAAAUCCCAUUUGAGAACACAUGUGUUCUCACUUACGCACAUGGGUCAUUCUUAAUAAAUUGGCAGAUUUUACCACUGUAACACAAACAUCGAACACACCUAUUUAAAGACAAAUGUCGAUCCAGUAAACUAUCUAAAAAAUUAUUGGGAAUUUCAGCAAUCAAUGUGACAGUCCGCACUUCCAAAUUUACAUUAGUAGACUCAUUUGAAUCAAGUUCAAAGAACGUUAGUGGAUCAGAAUGUAAGAAGGUUGGCCCCGCCCACCAUUUGGAACAGUUAACUAACUCAGAGGGUAAGCAACCUCUUGAACUAAUGUCAGCAGGAUUUUCUUCAGAAGGAACAUAAUGCCAACAUGAAGAAGCUACUCGUUCCUGCACAUAAGCUCUAUUGCUCACAAAGGUUUUCCACCGAUGAGGGGAAGAUUGUAACCAACGUUGUAAGAGCAGAAUAGGAUUAACGGUAUAUUUCAUUGAUUUCUACUUUAUCUUUAACAACAGAAGAACCUUUAAAGUAACCUUUCUCGCUAGCUUCACCAAAACAGUGAACUUCUAAGCGUGAAAUAUCGUCAAUUAAUAAACGACGAGGUAAAUAAUUUACUCAAAUAUGGUACAUCGUCAAGGUAUUUUUUCCACAAACGGAUAAUUUCUUUUGAUGGAGCAUCAUCCCAACCAAUCUUUUGGGUCCAUAUUCUUUGAAUAAGGUGUUUAAUUAGAAACGUCAUUGGAGAUUAAAAGCCAAGAGGAUCAAAUAUUUUUGUUAAAUUGGACAAAAGAUGACGUUUUGUACAAGAAGAGUCUAAAACUUGAACUUUAAAACCAAAUGUAUCCGAAGAAGCGUCCCAUUCCAACCCUAAUACUUUAAGUGUUUGGGACGAAAUAUCAUCAUUAAAUGUAAGAGGUUUUAUGGCUAAAUCUGAUACAGCUAAUCCUUUCAAUAAAUCAGGUACAUUACUGGA
Molecule: messenger RNA, 2472 nt
Organism: Diabrotica virgifera virgifera (western corn rootworm)
Lineage: Eukaryota; Metazoa; Arthropoda; Insecta; Coleoptera; Chrysomelidae
Product: zinc finger protein 664-like
Exons: 3
Coding region: 253-1572 (439 amino acids)
Biological process (GO): regulation of transcription by RNA polymerase II
Cellular component (GO): nucleus
Molecular function (GO): RNA polymerase II cis-regulatory region sequence-specific DNA binding; DNA-binding transcription activator activity, RNA polymerase II-specific
Source: RefSeq, a predicted model, not a curated record